Messenger RNA from Capsicum annuum, 1711 nucleotides. Its product is annotated as serine/threonine-protein phosphatase PP-X isozyme 2. Gene Ontology annotation, biological process: double-strand break repair via homologous recombination; peptidyl-serine dephosphorylation. The transcript is spliced from 8 exons. Gene Ontology annotation, molecular function: protein serine/threonine phosphatase activity. NCBI's taxonomy places the organism in Eukaryota, Viridiplantae, Streptophyta, Magnoliopsida, Solanales, Solanaceae. Gene Ontology annotation, cellular component: cytoplasm; nucleus. The record is from RefSeq and is a predicted model, not a curated record. The coding region runs from base 330 to 1247 and encodes 305 amino acids.
CUUUAAUUUAAAGUCUGUAUUCAUUAAAUAUAUAAAAAUUAUUAACUCAAAAAUUUUCUGAAUCAUAAUCUUCGCGUUAUAUAAAUUGGGGCGAAUAUGUAAUAAAUAAAAAUGAAAAAAAAAACAAAUAAAAACAUAAAAGUAGAGAAAAACGGCAAGUCGGCAACAGCGAAAAUCGGGAAACACGACGGCGCAGCAGUAGAGAAGAAAGCAAAUUCUCUUCAGCUACUACUACUAUUCACAUGCACUUCUAGUAGUAGAUUUUGGUUAAACGGAGCUCGCCGUUCGCCGUUCCCCGCUCGCCGUCGGUAAGAGAGAAAGUUGAAAAAAUGUCAGACCUAGACAAGCAAAUUGAGCAGCUGAAGAGAUGUGAGCCGUUAAAGGAAUCGGAAGUAAAGGCACUUUGUCUUAAAGCUAUGGAAAUCCUUGUUGAAGAAAGUAAUGUCCAGAGAGUUGAUGCGCCUGUUACUAUAUGUGGUGAUAUCCAUGGCCAAUUUUAUGACAUGAAAGAGCUAUUCAAAGUGGGAGGUGAUUGUCCGAAGACAAAUUACUUGUUUCUCGGAGAUUUUGUUGAUAGAGGAUUUUACUCCGUUGAGACAUUUCUUCUUCUACUAGCUCUUAAGGUGAGAUAUCCAGAUCGGAUAACUCUUAUCAGAGGUAACCAUGAGAGCCGCCAGAUCACACAGGUAUAUGGAUUCUAUGAUGAGUGCCUACGGAAGUAUGGUUCAGUAAAUGUUUGGAGAUAUUGCACGGAUAUAUUUGACUACUUAAGCUUAUCUGCUCUCAUUGAGAAUAAGAUAUUCUCUGUUCAUGGUGGUCUCUCUCCUACAAUAUCUACAUUAGACCAGAUUCGAACUAUUGAUCGGAAGCAAGAAGUUCCUCAUGAGGGUGCCAUGUGUGACCUACUAUGGUCAGAUCCAGAGGAUAUCGUUGAUGGAUGGGGAUUGAGUCCUCGUGGUGCAGGUUUCCUUUUUGGUGGCAGUGUUGUCACUUCAUUUAACCAUACUAAUAGCAUAGACUACAUAUGCCGUGCACAUCAGUUGGUAAUGGAAGGAUAUAAAUGGAUGUUCAAUAAUCAGAUAGUUACAGUCUGGUCUGCUCCGAAUUACUGUUACAGAUGUGGUAAUGUUGCAGCGAUUCUUGAGCUAGACGAGAAUCUUACUAAGCAGUUCCGUGUGUUUGAAGCUGCUCCUCAGGAUUCAAGAGGAGCACCUGCUAAAAAGCCUCCACCAGAUUACUUCCUGUAGGACCACGUAAACGAUUCAAUUUUUGCCAUCAAUAUACCCAUAUUGUUGACAAUAUGGUUGUGAAGAGCGCACACAGGAGAUGCUCUCGCAUGAUUCGUUUUGGUAGAAAGGUUUCUUUGUUUACAGAAAGAAUGGUACCAUUGUUGGGGUUUCUAAGAUUACCGAGGAUCUAAAUACAUGUAGCCGAUUUUGAAAUCCCAUAUUGUUUUUUUUCCUUGUAAUGGUGGUGUGUGUAAUAGAAUGGGACAUUGAAGUGAGAGUUGCAAAUUAUGAGGCAGCUUCACUCUCCUGUAAAGGAGUUGUACAACUGAAGUCGAGGACUCUAUUUUCAUCGUCUUGUUACGUCUGGACUUUGGUGCAACAGUAAAUUUUUCUUGGUUCGAUGUUGCAUUAAAUGUAUUUCGGGCUGUGUUGCAUAAAAACGUGCACAUUUUGUAUGGUUAUAAUGUUCAAUUUGGUGUAAA